UCAACACUUUUCAUCUUGCUGGAAGGGGUGACAUGAAUGUAACUCUUGGUAUACCCCGGCUGAAAGAAAUACUGAUGACUGCAUCAGAUAAUAUUAGGACGCCUGUUAUGAAGUGUCCUUUGCUCGAACAUAUUUCUGAGGAUGAUGCUAAUGGUGGUUGCAAAGCUUAGGAGGGUUCGUGUGGCUGAUAUAGUGGAGAAAAUUGAAGUCUGCACAGUUCCUUUUUACAACUCUAAUGGGUGUGUUUCAACCCUGUACAAGUUACAGAUGAAACUCUAUCCACAAGACCAGCUUGAGUCAGGUCUUACUGUAGAUGAGUGUCAGGCAAUCUUGAGAACAGUUUUUGUUGAGGCAAUGGAACAUGCAAUUGAAAAGCAUCUAGAUCUGCUAUACAAAAUAAAUGAAAUCCGUGUUGUUAAGAUAGAAGAUACAGAGGGCUCAUUAUUAAAUGGUGAUGAAGAAUCUCAAAGUAGACAUGCUGAUGGAGGAGACACUGGUACAAGUGAUGAUGAUGAUCAAAAUGAUAAUGAUGUUGACUUGGGAACUGAUGCAGAAAAGAUGAAACGGCAAGAGAAAGAUGAGAUGGAGUAUGAUGAUGAUACUGAAACCGAGGAGGGAAUGGGUAGCGAAUCUGAGGAGAGCGAUGAGGAUCCAGCUGAGCCAGGUGAUGAUUCACAAGAGGCUGAUAAAGAACACAUGAUCUCGAAGUCUGAGACGACUUCAGUGGAUGACCUGCCAUAUUCUGUAAAAAAAGGGAAAAAAUCAAAAGAUGAUCGUGGAACAGCUAAACUAGAAGAGAAAAAUCAAAAUGAGGGAAGAUUAGAUGACCAGAAACAGAUUCUUGGGUACAGUCUCAAUGAAGCACAUCAGCUGCUGCAGGAGGAGGUCAUCGAGUCAAUUAUAGCUGGGACAUGGAACGUCGUGGAGGUCAUGGCUGAUGCCUGCGUGCGGUGCCUGGUGUUGUCCGUUCUCGAUAGCGGGUAG
Molecule: messenger RNA, 984 nt
Organism: Zea mays
Lineage: Eukaryota; Viridiplantae; Streptophyta; Magnoliopsida; Poales; Poaceae
Product: DNA-directed RNA polymerase I subunit 1
Exons: 4
Coding region: 142-984 (280 amino acids)
Source: RefSeq, a predicted model, not a curated record